This is a messenger RNA of Cannabis sativa, 1390 nucleotides long. RefSeq names its product glucuronoxylan 4-O-methyltransferase 3. The coding region runs from base 290 to 1174 and encodes 294 amino acids. Gene Ontology annotation, molecular function: glucuronoxylan 4-O-methyltransferase activity. Gene Ontology annotation, biological process: xylan biosynthetic process. The transcript has a single exon. NCBI's taxonomy places the organism in Eukaryota, Viridiplantae, Streptophyta, Magnoliopsida, Rosales, Cannabaceae. The record is from RefSeq and is a predicted model, not a curated record.
AUCAAUCAGCAAACUAAAUACCAAUUAAAAUAGUUUUUCAUUUUACAAACUAUACCCUUUCUCUCUUUCCUAUAAUUUGAUCAAAGUCUUCUCUCUUUUUUUUAAUUUGUUAAACCAGAAUGAAAUAAAAACAUCUCAAAUAACAAAACCCAUAAAAACCAUUUCAUAUCUCUCUCUCUCUCUCUCUCUCUCUCUCUCUCUCUCUCUCUCAUCAAAUCUCCAUACCCAGAGAAUUCAGAUUUAUCAGAUUUACAUAGAGAUAGAGAGAGAGAGAGAGAGAGAAGCAAGCAUGAGGACCAAAGUAGCUCAACUUUCCAUUAGUCUAAAACUAACUCUCUCCUUAUUCUUCCUCUUCUUCUUCCUAAUUCUAAUAAUCAGAUCAAACUUCUCCUUCACCAAUAUCUCUUCUCCAGCCACCGUCGUAUCCAAAACCCACAUCUCAAAUUCAACUAACUGUCCAACAAACAAUAUCAUCGCUUCCCCAAUUCAAACAUGCACCAAAACGCCGCCGUCUUUGGCCAACGCAUUAGUCCACUACGUAACCACAAACAUAACCCCACAACAAACCCUCAAAGAAAUCUCAGUCUCCAUGAGAAUCCUCGAGAAGAAAUCGCCUUGUAACUUCCUCGUCUUCGGAUUAGGACACGACAGUCUCAUGUGGAAUGCCCUUAACUACGGCGGCCGUACCGUAUUUUUAGAGGAAGACAAAUCUUGGAUCGAACAAAUACGACGUCGUAUGCCUGGUCUGGAGUCGUACCACGUGGAAUACGAUACUAAGGUCCACCAAGCCGAUGAGCUUAUGAAAAUCAGUAGUGGGACCCAGGAUUGUGAGGUGGUGGGGGACCCACGAUUCUCCAAGUGUCAGCUUGCUCUUAAGAAUUUCCCUAGUGACGUGUACGAUACAGAGUGGGACCUCAUCAUGGUUGAUGCGCCUACUGGGUGGGUCCCACAUGCUCCCGGGAGGAUGACCGCUAUUUACACGGCUGGGAUUAUGGCUAGGAAUAGAGAGAGUGGAGAAACUGAUGUGUUCGUUCAUGACGUGGAUAGGCCCGUAGAGGAUAAAUUCUCUAAGGCUUUUCUUUGUCAAGGCUAUCUCACCCAACAACAAGGUAGGUUGAGGCAUUUCACUAUUCCUAGCCAUAGGGCUCGUCUUGGAAGACCAUUUUGCCCUUGACUUUUAGAUUGGUUGAAGCCUCUUUUUCUUCUUCCUUUAAAUUUUCUCCUAUCCUACCUCAUUAAUUAUUAUUUUUAUACUACUGUAAAAUUAAAUAAAAUAAAAUUGUAUUUUUUUUUUCUCUUUUUCUUUUUCAAUGGUAAUUUUUCGUAGAUGUAAAAGGGAUACAUUACAUGGAUUUCGCUUCAAUAAACUAGCCACCUUUAUGUUGCAUUA